Messenger RNA from Lithohypha guttulata, 2652 nucleotides. RefSeq lists its product as uncharacterized. The record is from RefSeq and is a predicted model, not a curated record. The transcript has a single exon. Lineage: Eukaryota; Fungi; Ascomycota; Eurotiomycetes; Chaetothyriales; Trichomeriaceae. Bases 1 to 2652 code for a protein of 883 amino acids.
AUGGCUGCGAGCUCCAGUCACAGAGUGACUGGCUUUGAGCCUACAUUCAUGAUGGAUGGCACUCCAAAUUCGUACGCGUUCUACAAUGAUCACGUUCAUCGACGAAGCUCCGUACAAGAUGACAUGACGACCAUUGACGAGGACAGAAUCGAGGACAGAAUCGAGGACAGAAUCGAGGACAGAAUCGAGGACAGAAUCGAGGACUUUUCUGAUCGUCAUCCCUUUGGCAGAGAUGGUGUUCUCGUUACUGAAGACCCUGUACCAAGUCCUGUACCUACCACUGCUCGCAAUCCAUCACUACUGCGCAGAUUGUCGACGCGAUUACGUACAGGUGGCUCAGUUUAUCGUUCGCGUCCUAGUCAACGCAGGGAAUAUGCCAGUAUUGGGGAGUCACACUCUGAUGUUGUUCCAGUUGACCUUACUUCUUUAGGAGGUCUAGGGAUCGAGCUGAGGGAGAGGUCGGCCAUUCAUGCUGUUCAGGGCAGAUCGGAGGUUCACCAUGAUACCGCGUAUCGGGGAGCGACCGAUAGCACGAGUGCGCCAAGCUUCAACGAGUUCAGAAGGAGGACUUUGGGGUCUGGUAUGAUUAUUGGAGCCGAAUUGAGGCGUGACCUGUCCAGAGCCGACGAGGAAGCCUCAACAGGAUCCGGUAGUGCGCGCGAAGAUCAGAUAAAACGCAUGAGGACGGUUCGUCAGGUAGGUCGGAGUCUUGCUGAAGAACGGGGUCAGAUCAUUGCAUACAACGAGGGCGUCGAUCUAAGUCUGCUAGAUGGUUCUGACAUCAGACACACUUCAAGCGAGAGCGUCGACGAAAUCAGUGACUUGAGUUUGUUAGAAGGGUCCCGUAUCAGACACCAGCAAAGCACGACUUUUGAGGGAAUGAACUUGAACAGGGCAAGCACAGUGCCAGACACACAGAGCUAUUAUUUCCCCAGUGAUCCCGAUGUUCCGAACUGGAAGCCCAUCUUCAUGCAACCGCCCUACAUCAUCUUCCUUGUGGUGAUAGCUUUCGGGCUUGCUGGGUUUCAAGAGUUCAUCUGUCAGAAGUCUUUGGAAGCGCAAAGAGAGACCCCAAUGACAGCUCUACUCGCUUUCGAUUCAGUGAAUGAGGUCUCCGUAUGGUGGUUCUUUGUUUGGAAAUACCUGCCGACAGGCAUCACCAUUCUCUACGCCAUGAUGUUUUCACUAAUGGACUUUGAGAUUCGCAGGCUUGAACCUUACUACCAGUUAUCCAAGCCUCACGGCGCUCGUGCAUCGGCGAGCAUAAAUCUUGAUCAUUUGACAACGUUUCAGUAUUUUGUGCCUUUCAAUGCAGCUCGUCUUGGACAAUGGGCCGUGCUUGCAUCAACAGUCGCAAACAUCAUCGUGGCCACGAUCGCGCCUGCUGUUCAGAACCCGUCAGUCGAUUUUCAGCCCAAUCCUGACUGUGCCAGUAAGGAAGGACCACAACUGUGUCCCGACGGGUUGGGCAUGAAAAGGUUUUGGGUUCUUAUUGACCCAAAUUGGUCACGAGCACUUACUGCAGCUUAUAUCUUGGUGGGCUGCAUACUAAUCUUUCUUCUGAUACAACUGCGCCGUAAAUCGGGCUUGCUCAGCGACCCGAAAGGCAUAGCCGGUAUUGCUUCCAUGGCAACCAAAUCCCACAUCCUACAAGACUUUCGAGGCCUCGAUCUGGCAACUCGUGGCGAUAUCCAUAAGAGACUCGCUCGCAGAACGUACGUCCUAUACAAGCACUCGAUAUGGCAGGGCGAGUAUGUCUCCGAGCAUGAUAGGGACGACUUCCAGGACAGCGAACGAAGACUGCAUUCGCCACACCCUAUUAUGUUGAGAUUGGAAGCCGGGGCAUUUUUCAUCAUCUUCAUGAUAUUCUGCCUAGGCGCAGUGCCUGCAAUAUGUGUAACAAAAGCCAGGUGGAUACCAAACACACUGCCAUGGUUGCCAAUCUUGGUGGCGACAAUACUGAAAAUGAUUUGGUCGACCUUCGAGGCAGACGUACGUCUCAUUGAGCCAUUCUAUCAACUCUCAAAAGGGAAUUGUACUCCGAAGAACUCACUUACUCUGGAUUACCAGUCAAAAGUAUAUGGACUGAUGCCUGUUGCCGCAGCACUCAACGGACACUUCCUGGUUGCCUUGGUUGGCAUGAGUUCAGUGCUGUUGGAUGUUCUCUCCGUUACCAUAGGAUCCUUCUCGGUCGAUUCGAACGUAUUUCUGCGAGGCAAGGACGCAGACUCAAAGACAGGAGAGCGUCCUGCCGACAGCGAUGAGACGUAUGUCUCGUUCUGGGUAUCGUUUGGCUUGUCUAUGGCCAUUCUUGUGUUCGCUAUAGGGGUAGCAUGUCUGGUUUACGAUCGUCGACGACACCCGUUUCUCCCCAGAAGUCCUAGCACUGUUGCGGCCGUGCUGUCGUUCAUCUACAGCUCGAAGAUGCUGACGGACUUUAUUGAUACAGAAAGGCUCGAUAACAAAGGUAUGGAGGCAAGACUGACGAAUUUGAACAAGCGAUACGCCCUCGGCUGGUUUCGAGGUCGUGACGGCAAGGUUCAUUGUGCUAUCGAUGAGGAGCCGAUAUUGUCGAGGUAUAUACAUGGUAUGCCGUACAGCAACGCCAUAUCAGGUCCACUACAGGAUCAUGAGACAUUCUAUUAUCCAUGA